This is a messenger RNA of Sitophilus oryzae (rice weevil), 413 nucleotides long. Its product is annotated as potassium voltage-gated channel protein eag-like. Gene Ontology annotation, molecular function: voltage-gated potassium channel activity. Gene Ontology annotation, biological process: potassium ion transmembrane transport; regulation of membrane potential. NCBI's taxonomy places the organism in Eukaryota, Metazoa, Arthropoda, Insecta, Coleoptera, Curculionidae. The transcript is spliced from 2 exons. The record is from RefSeq and is a predicted model, not a curated record. The annotation marks the transcript as partial. Gene Ontology annotation, cellular component: membrane.
AUCCUAUAAAUAUUAACGAUCAGUUUUAUCUUUCCUCCAUCUCAUUUACCUACAUACCAUCUUUUUUUGCGGUACUUAACCAUAAACGUGGUGUAUUAAACGUGGUUCUCGCUCCCGUAGAGACACCGCUAUGGCUGCUGCUCCAGAUCUCGCCGAUCAAAAACGAAAGGGACUUGGUCGUUCUGUUCCUGCUCACUUUCAGGGACAUCACGGCCCUGAAACAGCCCAUAGAGACGGACGAUUCCAAAGGAGGCCUGUCAAAAUUUGCGAAACUAGCCCGAUCGGUGACGAGAAGUCGUUCAGUGCUGGUCUCGCAAUUUUCGUCCCAUCUGCCCAACCUCAAGGACACGACCAAGCAGUCUCACUUGGCUCAAGUCUGUUAUUCCACCCAGAGCAUUUUAACCAAUCACUAA